AUGAGCGCAGCAGCACAACAACGCCAGCGUGCAGCGAUGUCCAGAGAAAUGUGUAAUGUGAUCGAUGCUGUUGCGAACAUCAAAGAUGUAUUCCGCUGUUUUAUAUGUAUGGAAAAAUUGAAGGAUGCUCGACUAUGCCCACACUGUUCCAAAUUAUGCUGCCAUACGUGUAUGAGGAGAUGGCUCUGUGAACAAAGAUCUCAUUGCCCUCAUUGCAGUCUUCUUGAGUAUUUUUAUCUAGCUACUAGCAGUAAAAUUAAACAUGCUAUCUUGAAAAGCAAAUGGGUUGAAGAAGUUACUGAUCAACUGGAGUCAUUAAAAUUUGUAUCUCAAAACAAUAAAUCUCAUACUAAAAUUACACCAGAAGAUAGCUGUGAAAUCCACAAAGAAAAAUUAACGGUAUUCUGUAAUACAUGUAUGAGAUCCAUUUGUCAUCAAUGUGCACUAUGGGGUGGCGAUAUUCAUCAUGGUCACUCAUUUCAACCUAUCGAAGAUAUAUACAAGCAAUGUUCAUCAAAGAUAUCAAAUGAAGUUAACUCAAUAAGACAACGCAUAGGCAGUUUUGUUAGCAAAAUUGAGGAAACAGAUAAAAAGAUAGAAAAAAUUAAAAGGGCUAAAGACAUUGCAGUACAGGAAGUGCAAGUUACCUUUAAUAAUAUCACAUCGCGUCUUGACCGCCAAUUAAAACAAAAAUUAGAGAAAUUACAUAGUCAAAAAGAUAACCUAAGUAGCCAAAUGCAUUCCCUUGAGCAAUUUCUUAGUGAAAUCGAUCGAGAUAUCUCUCAAUCAUCGAAAAGUCGCUUUAUAGCCAGAUCUACAGAAUUACAAGAAACAAUGGAAGAGAUCCGAUUAAAAUCGAUUGAAUCACUCAUUACAGAAGAAAUUGAAAUCGUCUUUGACAGAAGGAAAAAACGAUACAGUAACCCUUUAUAUAGUCGAAUGCUUGACACUCACGGUUUAAAAUGGCGUCUGAAAGUUUAUCCGAAUGGCAGUGGAUCGUCCUCUGGAGAAUUUUUAUCGGUGUUUCUCGAAUUACAUGCUGGUCCACAGCGUACAUCGAAGUACGGUAUCAUCUUACCAAAUUUUAAGAGUACAAAGAAAAUUAAUUUUCCCUCACAACUAGCAUCAGACUUUGAUGUUGGAGAAUCCUGGGGUUAUAAUCGUUUCUUUCGUCUAGAUUUACUGUCUAGGGAAGGUUAUCUAGUGAAUGAUUCAAUUCAAUUAAGAUUUUCCGUUAGACAUCCAUCCUAUUACUCUAAAUGUAGCGAUCUAGAAUGGGUUGUAGAAAUGUUAGAAAAAAAGCAUCAAAACGUUGUAGCUGAACUUGGAAAGCUGAAAGAGCGCUUAUUGAAGGGUAAGCCUGAGGAAAAAAUAUCAAAAGACGAAUCUUCUAGUGAAACACGGGUAGAACUUGAGCUGUCAUCAUUGGAUGCAUCCAUUGAUGAAUCUAGCGCUCGUUUUGCAUUGACGCACAAAAAAGAGGACGAAGUUGGUUCUGACGAGUCGUUGAAUACCUCUGAAGGGAGAGCUGUCGCAGGUUUAGCAAAUACGCCGCAAUCAAAGUGUACACAUCGUUCUUUAAGAAGAAAUUCUCCAUCAAAUGUAACUAUAACCAGGUCCUCAACCUCCGAAAAAGCUCAUGCAAGUACUUCCUCAUCCCUGGUUACCAACCAACAUCAAAAUGCAAGACAGUUAAGAGAAUCCCAGUUAAAGUUAAUAGCUAAUGAUGCAUCUCAUCAAGCAAGGAAAGAUACAUACGUUGUUAACAACCAAGAAAUAAUAGUUGUUGAUAGCGAUUCAGACCUAGAUGGUAUAUCUAAUGGUGGUUAUUAA
Trichoplax adhaerens is the source of this 1833-nucleotide messenger RNA. RefSeq lists its product as uncharacterized. Gene Ontology annotation, molecular function: tumor necrosis factor receptor binding; ubiquitin protein ligase binding; ubiquitin protein ligase activity. The record is from RefSeq and is a predicted model, not a curated record. Gene Ontology annotation, biological process: protein autoubiquitination; negative regulation of centriole replication. The coding region runs from base 1 to 1833 and encodes 610 amino acids. NCBI's taxonomy places the organism in Eukaryota, Metazoa, Placozoa, Uniplacotomia, Trichoplacea, Trichoplacidae. The transcript is spliced from 21 exons. Gene Ontology annotation, cellular component: peroxisome; aggresome.